AUGCUCCUUGAUGAUAGUGAUGUAGGUGAUAAGAAUAGUGAUGUUGAUGGUGGUGAUGUAGAAAUUGGGGAAGUAUUUAUUGUCAUUGAUUUUGUCGAUAAUGUCGGUGAUGGUGAAGAUGGUGGUGGUGGUAAUGGUGCUAAAGAACAAUGUUUUACAACUUCUUGCAUAAAAGGUUUUAUUAGAGCUUUUAGUGCAUCCUCAUAA
This is a messenger RNA of Entrophospora sp. SA101, 207 nucleotides long. The record is from the annotation of a GenBank genome assembly. Lineage: Eukaryota; Fungi; Glomeromycota; Glomeromycetes; Entrophosporales; Entrophosporaceae.